AUGGAUGACGCGAAGUACGCUCGCGUGCAAUCCUACGGCAGCACGAGCUCGGCGCGGGGCGAAGACGACAUGACUGUACGCAGCCAGCUGUUCCCCUACCCUAAGAAGAUGGUGGUGGAGCGCGAGAUGCUGUACGAGGAGGAACACCCUCCGUUCCAGCCGCUGCUCGCCACUUCCAGGGCACUCGGGAAGGCAAGGUUCACCAGCCUGCUGGCUCUCUACGUCCUGUUCUACGCGCUGUUCCUAGUUGUGGGCGCUGUGAUAUUUUCGAUGCUAGAGGGCCCACUGGAAGACCAAACCCGACUCGAAGUCAUGAGCGCCAAGCAGGACUUCCUCACUCGACAUCCCAAUAUCUUAGACGACGACCUCGAGACACUGCUGCAGGAGGUGAUCCGGGCUAGCAAUCGAGGGGUGUCUGCCUCGAAGAACGUCACCGGCGGACCCAACUGGAGCUUCGGACAGUCCCUCUUCUUCUCCUCCACCGUGGUUACCACAAUCGGUUACGGCCACGUCACUCCGCUAUCGAAGCCCGGGAAGCUGUUUUGCAUGGUGUACGCCCUGCUGGGUAUACCGUUGACGCUGGUGCUGCUGUCAGCGCUGGUCGAGCGGCUGUUGCUGCCCGCCACGGCGCUCCUGCGCAGCCUGAACGCCGCCCUCGGCCACCUCUACCGCCCCUUCACCAUACGGCUGGUUCAUCUCACGAUCAUCGUGACAAUUUUCGUGGUGUUCUUUAUCCUGGUGCCGGCUGCUAUCUUCGCUAGUCUGGAGCCGGAGUGGGACUUCCUGGACUCGUUGUAUUACUGCUUCAUCUCGCUUACGACCAUCGGCCUCGGUGAUUAUAUCCCGGGGGAUUCCCCCGCCCAGCCUUACCGGCCUAUGUACAAGGUUGCUACCACAAUAUACCUGAUCACCGGGCUGACGUUCCUCAUGCUGACGCUCACCGUGUUCUACGACAUACCGCAACUGAACCUCAGCACGGUGUUCUCGUCGAUGAAGCUGGACGAGGAUCCGGAGAAGAUGCGGCUGAGCGGCUCCGCGUGCCCGGGAUACGGCGUCGGCGGCCUCAUGAUGCACGACCGCUACCGCGAGCACGAGCAGCGCCGCUCCGUCGUGCACAUCCGCCCCCAUCUGGAUGACAGCCCCAGCCCCGAGGACACAACACCCGUCCACGCGAGGGACAUUCGACUUCAC
Molecule: messenger RNA, 1191 nt
Organism: Iphiclides podalirius (scarce swallowtail)
Lineage: Eukaryota; Metazoa; Arthropoda; Insecta; Lepidoptera; Papilionidae
Source: the annotation of a GenBank genome assembly